Messenger RNA from Aspergillus nomiae NRRL 13137, 366 nucleotides. RefSeq lists its product as uncharacterized. The coding region runs from base 1 to 366 and encodes 121 amino acids. The transcript is spliced from 2 exons. NCBI's taxonomy places the organism in Eukaryota, Fungi, Ascomycota, Eurotiomycetes, Eurotiales, Aspergillaceae. The record is from RefSeq and is a predicted model, not a curated record.
AUGGACCUCCCUCGUCAGCUCGAGAGUAUCCCAGAUGGCUGGACCACUGACCCUGCUGAAGUUCAAUUCGAACUAAUAUGGAAAGGCCCCGAAAGUGAAGGCCAGGAUAUGGCGAGGAGGUUCGGAUUGUCACAGCCACAGGUUAUCAUGACCGCUGAGCGUGACACGGGGAUUCCCCAAUGCAUAUUCCAAUCAGGCGGGCGAUUCUAUAUCUGGAACAUGUUGGACGAUACGGUCUGGCAAAUUACCAAGCCCACACGGUUGCUGGAUAUACUCCGAGCCAUGACCACCAAGGGACAGAGAGCGGUGAAAUUGAAGGAAAUUGAACCUCUUGAAGAUUAUGAGGAUGAGGAGCACAACGAGUAA